CAUACGGUGGUAGCCUUGGUAUCCAAUAGCACUGAUCUUAUUGUGGUUUCCUUCAAAGUGAACGAAUUGCAAGCAAUUCUUGAGGAUCUGAUAUUGCGUUUCUGAACUAAUUCAUUUACUUCCUACUGAAAUCCUUGUUGCGUUGUAAUCCCUUGUUGCGAAAACAUCAUGUCGUAAGUGCCAUGAUCCCUUGGAAACUGGACGGAAUUAUCUAGUCGAUGGUUAUCUGAUGCACCAAUGUCACAGUAACGGAUCUAGAGAUAAUGAAGCACCUCAUUGGAUAACCGAUGAAAUGUAAUGUCCUCUUUAUCUUCUGCCCUGUCCUGUAUCACUUUGACUAACUCAUUGGCUAUCUUCUCUUCACCCCCCGAAUUGCUCCAUUGCGCUUCAGGGGCAAAAAGUUUUUCCGGAUGGGCAAGCAGCUCUAUCGUCCACCCGUGGAAGACGACGAGGACGAGGAUGUAGACGAAGAUAGCGAAGAUGAAUCGUCCGACGACGACGAGGACACCAAGCCUGCUUCGGCGUCGAAAGCAUCCGCAAACGCGAAUCUGAGCGAUUCGGACGAUGACGACGACGAUGACGAAGAGGAGGACGAGGAAAGCGAGGACGAGGAAGAGACCAAGAAGCGGCGACGAUCAGCUUCAAAAGGAAGCAGCAAACGACCCAAAGUAUCUUCCUUUAUCGACGAGGAAGCAGAAGACGACGACGAUGAAGAAGACGACGAAGUAAGUACAUCUUGUUUAGGCCUGUUGCGCAUUCCAUUGAAUGAUUGCAAGUAGACCGUCUAAACGGGAUUGAAAGCGUUGAAAACCUGCUCUAACGAGAUCUUUUGGACCGCCUUUAUCAAAAUCACGACCACACGAUGCACAAUCAACAACAGCCUUAUGGAACCCAUCACGACCCAGAUGAUGUGGUUAGAAAGCACUACACCGAAGAAGAUAUCCGAAAGGAACAGAUGGACGACGAAGCUCUAGAACUAAUGAGGCAGCAGGAUCGUCGUCGUGCCCAGGCUGGAGGCCGCUACGUACACGAGCGAUCGGUUGAGGAAAUGGCACAGGAGAUCGAGGAUCGCCACCGCCUAUCCCGGACGGCUGCCGAUCGACGCAGUCUCAGCAGCCACCAGCGACGGGAGCCUUCCUCCACUAAAAUGAGCUCGUCGAGACCCGGGGCGUCGAGCAGUGCUAGGCGCCACCAUUCUUCCGUCUCGGACGAUAGGCCUGGCGGUCCAGAGGCCACCAACGCGGUUUCACAGCAAUCGUUGGUUCCAUCCGUUAAUGACCCGAGCCUGUGGAUGAUAUCCUGUAGCACGGGAAAAGAGCAGGAACUUGUAUUGCAACUGAUGAACAAAUGCGUUGCGUAUGCCCGGCAAGGUAGACCUCUGGGAAUUUGUGGAGUUAUUUCCGGACAAUCGAAGGGGAGGAUUUACAUCGAAAGUUUUAACGAGCCAGCUGUUGUCGAGGCCAUCACGGGAGUUCGAGGUCUGUUGCAGUAUACAAUGAGAUUGAUCCCGAUCCAAGAUAUGACAACCGUCAUGACUGUUGUUCCAAAGAAAAAACCCGGUGAGUUUAUGUGACUGAAUAUAAUUGAAGGAAGAACGAAACAUUAUAGGCAUCGUGACUGCAUCAUUGAUUAUCGAGCUGACACCAUAGUUUUAUAAAAAACUCUUGCGUCA
This is a messenger RNA of Pseudo-nitzschia multistriata, 1672 nucleotides long. The record is from the annotation of a GenBank genome assembly. NCBI's taxonomy places the organism in Eukaryota, Bacillariophyta, Bacillariophyceae, Bacillariales, Bacillariaceae.